Molecule: messenger RNA, 1503 nt
Organism: Calidris pugnax (ruff)
Lineage: Eukaryota; Metazoa; Chordata; Aves; Charadriiformes; Scolopacidae
Product: chitobiosyldiphosphodolichol beta-mannosyltransferase-like
Exons: 13
Coding region: 1-1407 (468 amino acids)
Cellular component (GO): endoplasmic reticulum
Molecular function (GO): mannosyltransferase activity
Source: RefSeq, a predicted model, not a curated record
AUGGCGGCGGGCGGCGCGGCGCUGGCGCUGGGGGUGUCGCUGGCGGCCGUCCUGGCGGCCGUGCUGUGGCUGUGGCGGCGGCGGGCCGUGGCGGCGGGCGGUGCGGGGCGGGUGUGCGUGACGGUGCUGGGCGACCUGGGCCGCAGCCCGCGGAUGCAGUACCACGCGCUCUCGCUGGCCCGGCACGGACGCGGCGUCGACCUGCUGGGCUACCUCCAGAGCAGGCCGCACGGCGACGUGCUGCGGAGCGGGGAGAUACGGCUGGGGGCGGUGGCGGAGCUGCGGGGGCUGCGAGUUGGUCCGAAGCUUUUCCAGUAUGUCAUAAAAGUCAUCGUGCAGGCAGUGCAGUUACUGUACACGAUGCUGACGAUAGAUCGGCCGUCCUAUAUUCUCCUGCAGAAUCCUCCAGGGUUACCUGCUAUAGCUGUUGCCUGGGUAGCCUGCCUUUUCUGGAGAAGCAAACUGAUAAUCGAUUGGCACAACUAUGGAUACACUAUAAUGAGCCUGAAUCAUGGCAAAAAUCACCCACUGGUAAAAAUUGCAAAAUGGUAUGAAAAGCUUUUUGGGCGUUUGUCUGACUAUAACUUGUGUGUCACUAAUGCGAUGAAAGAAGAUCUGUGGGUGAAUUGCAACAUAAAGGCAGUAACACUGUAUGACAAGCCAGCGUCUUAUUUUAAGGAAACACCAUUAGAAGUUCAACAUCGUUUGUACAUGAAACUUGCCAAAGACUAUGAGCCUUUUAAACCACGUACAGAGCGUGUCAGUUCGCACGCUGAGAGCUCUGCCUUCACAGAAAGGGAUGGAAAAACUGGACACACGAUAAAAACCAGAGGACGGCCGGCUCUUCUGAUCAGCAGCACAAGCUGGACAGAGGAUGAAGACUUUUCAAUCCUUUUAAAAGCUUUAGAAGAUUACGAGCGGUUUAUCAACGAAGGGGCCAGGCUGCCAUCUUUAGUAUGUGUGAUAACAGGUAAAGGGCCUCUAAAAGACUACUACAACGGUCUGAUAAAUAAACUGCACUUGAAGCAUAUCCAGAUCUGUACACCCUGGCUUGAAGCUGAGGAUUACCCUCUUUUGCUUGGCUCAGCAGACCUGGGGGUGUGUCUCCAUAAAUCAUCCAGUGGUUUGGAUUUACCCAUGAAGGUGGUGGAUAUGUUUGGCUGCUGUUUACCUGUGUGUGCAAUAUAUUUUGAAUGUUUACAUGAACUUGUGAAACACGAUGAAAAUGGCCUGAUAUUCAGGGACUCGAGUGAACUUGCAGAACAACUAAAGAUGCUUCUCCUGGGAUUUCCUACACUGGAAGGCAAACUUCACAGCUUCAGGGAAAACCUCCGAGCAUCCAAGGAGCAACGCUGGGAUGAGAGCUGGGACCAGACCCUUCUUCCUUUGCUUGGGCAGAAUGAGUGACUUUUUCUGGGAAAGGAUCGUGUCAAAAAAAGCUAAUACAUUCCUGGAGCUGCGUGGAUUUGAUAAAUAGUGAAUAAACACCUUCUGUUGGCAAUA